CCGGUGGGUGUAUCUUUCACGAAGCCUAAGCAGGGCUACCAGCCUGGUGCUCUCUGGUCCUUUGAAGUCCUGUUAUUUAUCCGAGUUUUGUUUGUUUAGUUUGAGAAUUUCCCCGACCAGCAGUGUCACUAGGAUGCUUCAGCUGAAUGAUGCUGCGGAGCCCGACAGUCCGGGCGCCGCGGUGCUGCACGCCGCCGAGGUGGAGGACGGCGUGGAGGUCGCGUUUACGCCGCCCGGGGCCCGGUCGAGCCACGGCUUGGAAACGGCUGUGGCCUGCUGCUCGCCCCUGCAAAAACUGACGCCCUUUCACGUCCACAAUCCGACGAUGAAAGCAAAAGUCAAGGAUUACUUUGUUUUUAGGCCAGGAACAAUAGAGCAGGCCGUGAACGAUAUUCGCACAGUGGCCCUCCCUUCAGAAGACGGCGAGGUUCUGAGUGUGUGGCUUUUGGCAGAAAUUGAUCACUGGAACAAUGAGAAGGAGAGACUUGUGCUCAUCACAGAGAGGUCCUUGCUGGUGUGCAAAUAUGACUUCAUCAACUUGGUGUGUCAGCAGGUGAUCAGAAUUUCCUUAAAUGCCGUGGACACAAUUUCAGUUGGGGAUUUUGAGUUUCCUCCGAAAUCACUCAACAAGAGAGAGGGCAGCGGUAUCCGUGUGCACUGGGAUAAGCGGCCGAGGCCUUCGUUCCUAAAUCGCUGGAAUCCCUGGUCUACCGACAUGCCCUACGCCACCUUCACGGAGCACCCCAUGGCCCAUGCCGACGAGAAGGUGGCCUCCCUCUGCCAGCUGGAGAACUUUAAAACCCAGCUAAUUCAGGCCGUGAAGAAGGCCCACAAGGAGUUCCCCAUUCCGGGUCGCUCAAAUGGAGUGCUCCUACUGGAGCGACCUCUGCUCAUCGAGACCUACCUGGGCUUCAUGUCCUUCAUCAACAACGAGGCCAAACUGGGCUACUCCAUGACCAGGGGCAAAAUCGGCUUCUAGCUCUGCCCAAUCCGCAGCUGCCUGUCACUGCUCUGGGUCGGCACCGGGCGGGCCGCUCCCGUGUGUGCUGAGCUACGUGAAUCCCUGUUUGUGUUGCUUGCAGAUUUCAGUGGGAUGUGAAACAUGCCCACUCCAAGCCCGACAACAUGACUACGCAGCAUGUGCCUGGGAACAUUUGAUGCCAACACUGAUGCCAUGCCCUUUCAGGGUAGUGCCAUCCAGCUGCUUCUUUAUGUAUCCCUCUGGACCUGUGUGUGUAUGUUUGUUUUGGGGUUUUUUUUGUGGUUGAAGUGGGAUAAUUUGGGAUACGUGAAGCUGACAUGAUUUGCACAUAACACUGGUGCAAUGGAUUGGAGAUCUUUGCCAUUAUAAUGCCUAAAGCUGUUAUUCUGUUAUUCCCUUGUCUAAUUCAGACUAUGUAUUAGCAUGCUUGGUGAGUAGUUCAUAGAGUUAGCAGUGUUUUUAGACUAUUAAUGACAUGGCUGAAGUCAAUUUUUGGCAGUGAUAUGACACCCUGCCAACUAGGAAAUGAUCAAUGAUGGUGAAGAAGAGAAUCGUCAAGAUCUUGCUACACUCAUCAACCUGAAGCCAUUUUUAAUUGUAAUUAAUAAUGGCAUUUAGAUAUUAUUCUAGGUUAUUUGACAGGUUCUGUGAAUAACUUUUAUGCAACAUUCAUAAAACCCUUGAAAUUAUUUUAAAAAGGAAAUUAACGUUAGUUUGAAAGCCAGCAUUAAAAACUCAAUAACGUUUACUAUUACAGUUGCUGUUAAAACUGUUACAGGAGACUUUGGAAUACCUGCAAACUUUUGCAUCUAGCGAAAAAAAAUGCAUGUUUGCACUAAAGGACACUGAAAGUCGAUCAAAUGCUCCAUUAACGCAUUAAAAAAACAAAACAAAACAAGGACUCUGGAAGCGAAGGACUGUUGCAGUGUUUCUAUAAUUUACCGAAGUAUAUCAAGACAAGACUAUUUUAGUUGAGAGAGUUCAGCAAAUCAGUCAGUUGUUCUGGUGAAAUGUGCACAUCAGUAAAGUUGUGAGCUUUCCUACUCAGAACCACUAGUAACAGUUGGAACAGGUCAUUUCAGUUUCAGUACUGCCAUCGUUUUCAUUGUAUGUUGCUCACUUCUAGGUUUAAUGUGAAAGGCAAGUUUGUACAUAAAACAGAUAUGGAGCAUGCAUUCAGACAGAGGGAAAGAUGGACAUCUAGACAACGCUCCUCAGAGUAACUACUUGGAGGCAUUACCACUAUAGGACUUCCCGCCCAACAGCCUUCUGUGUUGGUGUGUUCAAGCUUGAUCAUUUUGCUUCAAGUACCAAACUCAAUGCACUUUUUUUUUGUUUUGUUUGUUUGCAACAUCUUCAGCUGUCAUAAUUUCAUUUUGAAAGUGCACUCUCAUUUUAACUAAUGUGGCUGUCAUCAUAGCUCGGUUUCCCUGCUCAGGUUGCUAUGCCUAUUACUUUCAGUUGAGGUUUAACUUUUAAAGGAUGCACAGAAGGGUUAGGAAUCAAUCCUAACCAAAGGUGUUCGGAAGUGAAUACGGGUUCUGAGAUGUUUGCACUUUUGUUCGUUCUUUUUACCUUACCUACAACGCAUAGGGAUUUGUUUGUACCAAAGUCAUAAUGAUGGCACCGUUUCUAAAAUGUUGGCAAUUUUAAUGUUAAUGAAGGUAGUUUUCUUCAUUUUGUAAAAAUGUAAAGUUUUGCAUGUCAACUACGCAUGUGGUUUACUGGGUGUGAAAUGUCUGACUAUUUGAUGUUUGUACUCCAGUCUUGUCUUCAAAUCAACCGUUACAGCUUUUAAGCACACUAUCUGCAUAAAUACUUAGAAUUAAUGCUAGUGACUGAGUGCAAGAAUAUGCUUGCUAUUCACUUUAUCCAUAUUUAACUAUUGGAGACAUUCCAAGACCCAGAUUGGUCCUAUCUAGGAUUAUGCAUAUAAGCAGACUUCCCAGUUUUGGACUGAAGGGGAUUCUGGGAACCAGCCUCAGCGCUAUAGUUGGAAUUUAUAUGCCAUUAAUACUGAUAUCAGUCCUUUGGAUUUGUAUUAUAAACAGUCAUGCUCAUCUCAUUAAAAUGAUGCCACAUUCUUUUA
Molecule: messenger RNA, 3071 nt
Organism: Electrophorus electricus (electric eel)
Lineage: Eukaryota; Metazoa; Chordata; Actinopteri; Gymnotiformes; Gymnotidae
Gene: tprg1l
Product: tumor protein p63 regulated 1-like
Cellular component (GO): cytoplasm
Source: RefSeq, a predicted model, not a curated record